UAGGAUGUAUUUUCUGCCAAUAAUCUAUUUGAUUUACAUGUAUUUCUUAGAUUUAUUUGCACAGUAAUUUCAUGGAACUAUUUUGCACUGUGGUAUAACAUGCAACAACAAAGCACUCCUGUGGGAUUCAAACAUCUAUGGGACAGCAUUUUUGGCUUAUUUAUAUCUCAAACUGAAAGAUGCUUGAUGAACGCAAGUAGUACAAGUUGUACUACAAGUACACAAGAAAAAAAAAGAUUUGGAAGAUGGAAAGUGGACAGAAACUGAUUGCAAGUUUGAGCAAAGGGCCAAUUGUGUGAAAGAGCUAUCGCGCCAGCCACGCCUCCCCUUUGGAAGCAGCAGAUCACACUUCUGGAGGCAAACUAUAAAGUUAGGUGCUAGGCAGCAAGUCAAAACAGGGACAGGAGAUAGAAGCAUGAAGGAGGACCUAAUUAGUGCGUCUCACUGGAGCGUGGCUUCCACUGACUGUACGAAACCUAAGGACCCGUCUAAAGUGAAAAAGGCGAUUAUGGGCAGAAACUGGAAAAGCAGACUUGGGCUCCCUUUGAAGACAAACUCCGGCAAUUCAAUGUCAAAUCUCAGGAAGAUUAAAUCACACAGGCCGACUGCAGAUGAUGUGAUCCAGUGGGCGCAGUCUCUUGACAAACUACUUAGUCAUAAAUAUGGCAAGAUGGUCUUUUUCAUUUUCCUGAAGACAGAGUACUGCGAGGAAAACAUUGAGUUUUGGAACGCGUGUGAGGAUUUCAGGAUGCUUUCAUCACACCAAGAAUUGACAUCCAAAGCCAUCAGCAUUUAUGAGGAGUUCAUUAAAAGUGAAGCUCCCAAAGAGGUCAACCUUGACUUUUACACAAAAAACAAAAUAAUCCAGAGUCUCAAUGAGCUGAAUGUGGCCAGCUUUCUGACAGCUCAAGGAAAAGUCUACAGCCUGAUGGAGAACAACUCCUAUCCAAGGUUUAUCCACUCUGACCUCUACAAAGAACUGCUGGCAGAUGCUAGAAGAGGCCGUUAAAGGCUUGAGCGUGAAUGAUGACAAUAAAAUCCCAGAAUUGCCUCAAUCAAACGGACAUAAGGGACAUACUGUUUGUGACCGCAAACAUUCACAAGUGUGGAAAGUACUGUACAGGUUAAGCUGUUUUAAGCUUAUUUUUUCACAGAUUGUUUCUGAUGAGAUGUAUGUUACCUUUUGUUCACGACACUUUUCUGAACUAUUUUAAUAUACUGUAUCAUGCUUCGAUUAUACAUCAAACACUAAAUUUAAAGCAGAGAUGUUAUACAGCAGGUGUGCCCAAGUCCGGUCCUCAAGAGCCCCUACCCAGCUUGUUUUCCAUGUCUUCCUCCUUUAACACACCUGAAUCAAAUGAUCAGCUCAUCAGCAAGGUCUGCUGGAGCCUGAUAACGAUCCUGAUUAUUUGACUCAGGUGUGUUGAAGAAGGGAGACAUGGAAACCAAGCAGGAUAGGAGCUCUCAAGGACCAGACUUGGGCACCCGUUAUACACUGUAUGCACUAUAGUAAACAACAUUUUUUUUCAUCACUGAAACAUUUAAUGUGAUUGUUUUUUUUUCUUCCAUUUCAUGUGCUAGAAGCAGUAUUGCAUGUAAGAAGUACAACUUAAUAUGAAUUUUAUUUUCAGUUUGCUGAUUCUUCAGAAGAUCCGUUUUAAUGUAUUUCAUUAUUUCGUAUUAUGUAUGGGACAACAGCCCUUUGCUAUAAAUAAAAUGAAGCCCUUGA
Corythoichthys intestinalis (scribbled pipefish) is the source of this 1729-nucleotide messenger RNA. RefSeq names its product regulator of G-protein signaling 2-like. The record is from RefSeq and is a predicted model, not a curated record. The coding region runs from base 416 to 1009 and encodes 197 amino acids. The transcript is spliced from 7 exons. Lineage: Eukaryota; Metazoa; Chordata; Actinopteri; Syngnathiformes; Syngnathidae.